ACACAGUAAACCCCCUCUUUAUCGCUCUCCUCUUUCCUCACCUUUAUCCCCCGAAAAUCCCAAUGGCCGCACCAGGCCUCAACCUCACUCCUUCUCUCCCCUCCCGCCCUAAAUUAUCCACCACCACCACCAUUAAAUGUGAUCUCUCUUCUUCUCAAAACCCUAAACCCCUGAAAUCCCCCCCUCUCAAACCCCUCCUCCUCUCCUCCCUCACCAAAACCCUAGCCUUCUCCGCCGCCUCCGGCCUCCUCUUCCACCUCACCUCUUCCUCCGCCCUCCUCGGAAACGGCCCCGGUGCUCCUCCCGGCGGCGGAGGCGGCGGAGGCGGAGGAGGAGACGGUGGCGGUGGAUUCUGGUCGAGACUCUUCUCUCCAUCAGCAAUUGCAAAAGACGACGAAUCGGAAUCUCAAGAAUGGGACUCUCACGGCUUGCCGGCCAACAUUGUGGUUCAACUCAGCAAACUCAGUGGUUUCAAGAAAUACAAAGUCUCCGAGAUCUUAUUCUUCGAUCGCCGCCGCUGGACUACUGUUGGAACCGAAGACUCGUUCUUCGAAAUGGUCUCGCUUCGCCCCGGAGGUAUAUACACCAAAACCCAGCUCCAGAAAGAGCUCGAAACCCUAGCCACUUGUGGGAUGUUCGAAAAGGUCGAUCUUGAAGGCAAGACCAAUCCCGACGGGACCAUCGGAGUUACAAUUUCGUUCACGGAGAGUACUUGGCAAUCGGCUGAUAAGUUUCGGUGCAUCAAUGUGGGUUUAAUGCCGCAAUCAAAGCCGAUCGAAAUGGACCAAGAUAUGACCGAGAAGGAGAAAUUGGAGUAUUUGAGGAGUCAGGAGAAGGAUUACAGGAGGAGAAUUGACAGGGCUAGGCCUUGUUUGUUGCCAAUGAGUGUGCAUAGGGAGGUUUUGCAGAUGUUGAGGGAGCAAGGGAAAGUGAGUGCUCGGUUGUUGCAGAAGAUAAGGGAUCAUGUUCAGAAGUGGUACCAUGAUGAAGGGUAUGCCUGCGCUCAGGUUGUGAAUUUCGGGAAUUUGAAUACGAAGGAGGUUGUUUGUGAGGUUGUGGAAGGAGAUAUUACCCAGUUGGUGAUUCAGUUCCAGGAUAAGCUUGGAAAUGUGUGCGAGGGAAACACUCAACUCGGAGUUCUGAGGCGAGAAUUGCCCAAACAGCUCCGACAAGGGCGUGUUUUCAACAUAGAAGCAGGGAAACAAGCUCUGAGGAACAUAAACUCGCUAGCUUUGUUUUCGAAUAUUGAAGUUAAUCCACGACCUGAUGAGAAGAACGAGGGAGGGAUUAUUGUGGAGAUAAAGCUUAAAGAACUAGAACAAAAGUCGGCUGAAGUCAGUACAGAGUGGAGUAUCGUCCCUGGACGUGGAGGACGUCCUGCGCUGGCUUCUAUUCAGCCUGGUGGAACUGUUUCCUUUGAGCAUCGGAAUCUCAACGGGUUAAACAGAUCCAUUCUUGGUUCAGUGACUACUAGCAACUUUCUCAAUCCUCAGGAUGAUCUUUCUUUUAAGCUCGAAUAUGUGCAUCCAUAUUUAGAUGGUGUAUAUAAUCCUCGCAACCGCACCUUCCGUACAAGCAUCUUUAACAGCAGGAAACUUAGUCCUGUCUUCACGGCUGGACCAGGAGUGGACGAAGUCCCCCCUAUAUGGGUUGAUCGUGCUGGUGUGAAAGCCAAUAUUACAGAGAAUUUCACUCGUCAAAGCAAAUUCACUUAUGGUCUUGUCAUGGAAGAGAUAACAACACGUGAUGAAAGCAGUCACAUUUCUCCAAGUGGUCAAAGGGUGUUGCCAAGUGGAGGAAUUAGUGCAGAUGGACCUCCAACUACACUCAGUGGCACUGGCAUUGACCGGAUGGCAUUUGCUCAGGCAAAUAUUACACGUGAUAACACCAAAUUUGUUAAUGGAGCAAUAAUUGGUGAGAGGAAUGUGUUCCAGCUUGACCAAGGCCUUGGCAUUGGUAGCAAGUUUCCAUUUUUUAAUCGCCACCAGCUAACAUUGACCCGAUUCAUCCAACUAAAGCAAGUGGAGGAAGGUGCUGGUAAACCACCACCACCCGUGCUGGUCCUUCACGGCCAUUAUGGCGGCUGUGUGGGAGACCUCCCAAGUUAUGAUGCUUUUACACUUGGCGGGCCUUAUUCAGUGAGGGGUUACAACAUGGGCGAGAUAGGUGCCGCUAGAAAUAUCCUUGAGCUUGCUGCUGAGUUGCGGAUACCUGUGAGAAACACACAUGUUUAUGCGUUUGCGGAACAUGGAAACGAUUUAGGAAGUUCCAAGGAUGUAAAGGGAAACCCAACUGAGGUCUAUAGGAGAAUGGGUCAAGGCUCCUCAUAUGGUGCUGGGGUCAAGCUAGGUCUAGUACGUGCAGAGUAUGCUGUUGAUCACAACUCAGGGACUGGUGCCAUUUUCUUCAGAUUUGGGGAGAGAUUUUGAGGUAGUUAAAGUUCAGAAGUUUUGGUAGGUACAUUCAUCACAUUUUGUGCUGGAAAAUAAUUUUUAUAGCUAAUUUAGAUGUUUCGCAAGUUGAGUUUUGUAGAACUAUAGUGUUUUAGUUUUAUUGGGAUUCAUGCUUUUGGCGGUUUAUUUUGUUUCUCACAUUCCUCAUCGUGUGAAUUGAAUUCACCAAGAAAGUUGUAUUGUUGUUAUGAUGAAUGAUCCAAGUGUGGGUUUUUUCCCC
Molecule: messenger RNA, 2673 nt
Organism: Camellia sinensis
Lineage: Eukaryota; Viridiplantae; Streptophyta; Magnoliopsida; Ericales; Theaceae
Product: protein TOC75-3, chloroplastic
Biological process (GO): chloroplast organization; intracellular protein transport; protein import into chloroplast stroma
Cellular component (GO): chloroplast outer membrane
Molecular function (GO): protein-transporting ATPase activity
Source: RefSeq, a predicted model, not a curated record